Messenger RNA from Orbicella faveolata, 1804 nucleotides. Its product is annotated as MOB kinase activator 1B. NCBI's taxonomy places the organism in Eukaryota, Metazoa, Cnidaria, Anthozoa, Scleractinia, Merulinidae. The record is from RefSeq and is a predicted model, not a curated record.
GGUUGCCUGAAUAAAACAGAAAAGUACAACUGACUCCCAGCCUAAUCGUCUUUUCGUCGCAUUUUUGAGGAUGUUACAAAGCACAGGCACAGGUGGCCUGGGUACUGUAAAAAUGUUCCAGGCAUUGCGUACUCAGUCGAUGGUGUUAUCCAUUUAUUGUGUUGGUUCUGUAUGAUUAACAGAACCUAUGAAGGUAAACUUAAAUCAUAUGAGGUAAGAGCACUAUAAACUGAAAAACUACGAGAUUUCCUAUUGCAAAGUUCUUUUUUUAAGUGGUUAAAAUAUAUCGAUCAAGGUUAAAGUUAAAAGUGACUCCCAAGGAAGAAUUUUUAGGUUCAGAUCCCCCCCUCCUGCCCGGAUUUCCCGAGCCAUCACCCCCCCCUCCUGUGAGAAUUUCCAGUUUGCCAUCCAUCGGGGGGGUGGGUGUGUAUUUUUUCUGGAAUAACCCAAUUUGGGUGUGGUAAUAAACCAGAACAGGACAAAGAUGGCUAAGAUGCAUACUGGUAAUUAUUUACAAGCAAGAAACUUCAUAUUCAAAAUGUAACAUCUUUGGCGUAGCUCUCUGAGUAAAUCUCUCUGAUGUGCAACCCAAAUGUGUCUAUAGAAGUUGAAACAUCUACUUUAUUUGAAGACUGACUUGCUUUUUCCUCUUAGAUAUGAAUACCACUGGGCGGAUGGAACAACAAUCAAGAAACCAAUUAAAUGUUCAGCACCAAAAUACAUUGACUAUCUAAUGACUUGGGUACAGGAUCAGCUGGAUGAUGAGACACUAUUCCCAUCAAAAAUUGGUGUUCCAUUUCCAAAGAAUUUCCUGUCCAUUGCCAAGACAAUCCUGAAGCGUCUGUUCAGAGUAUAUGCUCACAUCUACCACCAGCACUUUCUCCAUAUUGUAGGACUUGGUGAGGAAGCGCAUCUCAACACCUCGUUUAAACACUUCAUGUUCUUUGUUCAAGAGUUCAGUCUGGUUGAUAAGCGAGAGCUUGCUCCACUUCAGGAACUUAUAGAAAAGCUCACAAACAAGGAUAAAGUUUAGCUGUCUCUAGUUCUAAACAUUCUAAUUACUAUGAUCUAGACCUUUUGUGUGUCGCUCUACAUGUACUUGCCAUUGCAUGAACACAUGUAACAAAUUUGGCUUGGUGUUUGACUAAGCCAAAUAUUGUCAUCUCUGUAGUCAUGAGCUUGUUUGGAGUUAUUUCAUGUUGCAGCAGAAGGCAAAGUACAUUCUUUUCUAACCAUGUUCUUCCCUGACAACAAGCAUCAAUGUAUUGCGUAUCAAACAAUUUAUUUCCUAAUUCAUUUGUUAUCACAACAUCAGUAAGUAGUAAGUAACAGCAGUUUCAUGUUGCAAAGGAAAAUUAGCUAAUGCAAAUUAAGUCUGUUUUGAUGAAAUUUUAAAGAUAUUCAAGAUAGCCUGUGGUCUUCACAGGGUCUAGACUGCAAAACAGCUGAAAUGCAAAAAAAGACUUUUGCAGUCUGCACAGUCACACUUAUGUCUAUAAACCUUUGAGAGAUUAAGGGCUUUUCAUCAAUGUUAUUGUUAACAAAACCAUGAAAAUUACAACAAGCUAUUGGUUGCAGAACUACUGUAAAUUGUAACAUUUGGGCCUGUAACAAAGAGCAAUUUAAAGGCUUUAUAUGCCGAUAGUAAGGGUGUUUUGUACUGUAAUACUGGUUGUGGUAAUUGUCAUUGUGGCCCUUAUUACGGUACAUUAUGCAGCAUUCUUUGUAAGAUACAUAAAAAACAAUUUUUUUAUCAGUUCCUAUCUGAAUAAAACUUGAUAAGAGAGUGUCAUGAGUAACUUCA